Dromaius novaehollandiae (emu) is the source of this 1822-nucleotide messenger RNA. RefSeq names its product SERTA domain containing 1 (gene SERTAD1). The record is from RefSeq and is a predicted model, not a curated record. The transcript has 2 exons. Gene Ontology annotation, cellular component: nucleus. The coding region runs from base 235 to 966 and encodes 243 amino acids. NCBI's taxonomy places the organism in Eukaryota, Metazoa, Chordata, Aves, Casuariiformes, Dromaiidae. Gene Ontology annotation, molecular function: transcription regulator activity.
UUCUCGUAUUCAGAUGAGCCUCCCUUCCUCCCCCGCUGAUUGGCAGCGCGGCCGCCGGCCCCGCCCCGGCAGCCCUCGGGGCGGGGCCUGCUCCGGGCGGGCAGAUGUAGCAAUUCUCGGGUGGCCGAGUCGGCUGGCGGAGACGGCGAGGGGAGGGGGCGGGGGAUGCCGGCUCCUGAUUGGCUGCGCGCCGCGUUCCAGACCCCGCUGAUUGGCCCCUGAGGAGCCGGACCCAUGCUGGCCAAGGGCGUGAAGCGGAAGCACGGCGAGAUGGAGGCCGGCGAGGCGGCGGCGGCGCCCGCCGCGGGGGGGUCCCCGGCCCCCGCCGCCCCCUCCGACUCCCUCUUCAACAUCUCCAUGCUGAAGCUGCACCAGAGCCUGCGGCACGUGGAGCCCAACCUGCGCUACCUCGUGCUGGUGGCCAACACCCUGCGGCGCAUCCAGGACCAGAUGCCGGCGGAGGCCGAGGCGCCGCCGCCGCCCCCCGGCCGCCCCCCCGCCGCCCCCGAGCCCCCGGCCGGCCCCGGCGCCGCCGGCUGCCCGGACCGCAGGGGCCGCCCGGCGCCCGAGGACGAGCUGCUGCUCUCCAGCUGGGACGCUUCCCUCUGCGCCUCCCUCCCGGGCGCCCCGGAGGGCGCCGAGCCGCCGGGCCCCGCGCGGCCCCAGGACGCGGCGCCGCCGGACGGGGAGCCGGGGGGGCGGCCGGACGCCCCGCGGCCCCCGCACCCCUUCUUCGGCUCCCUGGAGCUGCUGGGCUCCACCGGCUCGCUGCUGGAGGACAGCCUGGAGGACAUCUUCGAGGACAUCGACACCUCCAUGUACGACUGCGACGUCUGGUCCCCCACCAGCCUGGCCGGCUUCAAGGCCUUCUCGGGGGCGGACGAGGAGGGCGAGGACGGGGGCCGGCUGGACAUGAACGACUUGGACUACCUGAUGGACGUGCUGGUGGGCACCCACGCGCUCUGAGGGCCCCGCUGCCCCCGGCGCCGAGCCGGGCCGCCUUUUAACUUAUUCUGGACUCGGCCGGGGACCGCGCGGCGCGGGGGCCGCCGGCCCGGCCAGCGCGCGCCGGGACGAUGCACCGUGCGGAGCCGGGCUCGGGUCCUGCCUCCUCCCCCCGGGGGGCCGGGACCCCCGGCUGCAGCCCCGGGAUGCUGGGGAGGGGCUGGGGGCUGCUGCACGCGGUGCUGGGCUCCGUGCAGUGCCGGGCUGAUCCAUGUGGUGCCGGGCUGCUCCGUGCAGUGCUGGGCUGCUGCACGCGGUGCUGGGCUCCAUGCAGUGCCAGGCGGCUCCGUGCAGUGCCGGCUGUGCCGUGCAGUGCUGGGCUGCUGCACGCGGUGCUGGGCUGCUCCGUGCGGUGCUGGGCUGCUGCACGUGGUGCUGGGCUGCUCCGUGCAGUGCCAGGCGGCUCCGUGCAGUGCCGGCUGUGCCGUGCAGUGCCAGGCUGCUGCACGUGGUGCUGGGCUCCGUGCAGUGCCGGGCUGCUCCAUGCAGUGCCGGGCUGCUGCACGCGGUGCUGGGCUCCGUGCAGUGCCGGGCUGCUCCGUGCAGUGCCGGGCUGCUCCGCGCGGUGCCGGGCUCCUCGUGGGCGCGGGGCUGCAGGAGCUGCCGGUGACACCAGAACCGGGGACGGUUAAAGCAGGCGGGCUCGGGGGGCACCGUUGCCCCUGCCCGGGGCAGUGAGUUCAGGACCUGCAGCUGCCUCGGGGACCCCACAGGGACUCGGUGGGGCUCGGUGCUGGGACGGCAUCUCCAGAGCUCCGGGCGUGCUGCUGCGACUGUGCACUGCUUGGAAACGAGGAUAAUAUAUACCUGAACCGCG